UUUUGUUUGUAAUUGGCCUUUUUGAUAUAUUAAUAAAUAAUGAAAACGGUCGACAAUGUUUAAUGACGUAUAUGUAUGAAUGGCCAGAUUAUACUAGAAUUUACCUUAAAGAAAAUGAAAAGUUUCCGCAAUACGGUCUAUACGCUUACAGUGAAGGUAAAUACAAAUAUAAAUAUCACGAAUUAAAAUUUAAAGGAGUACCGGUAUUGUUUAUACCUGGAAAUGGAGGAUCAUAUCAACAAGUACGAUCUUUGGCGUCAAUUGCGUUGCGCAAAGCUAUAGCCAGCUAUAAAUUCCAUUUUAAUUUCUUUACCGUUGACUUGAAUGAAGAAUUAUCUGGAUUGUAUGGAGGUGUACUAAAUGCACAAGCAGAAUUUGUAAAUCAUUCCAUUUACCGAAUAUUACAAUUAUAUUCAACGAGACCACCAAAAGAACAACCCAAAACCGUGAUAUUAGUUGGACAUUCUAUGGGUGGAAUAGUUUCUUUAAAAGUGAUGACAAACAUGAAAGAUGCUCAAAAUGUUGAUUUAAUAAUAACAAUGUCAGCGCCACAUUUACGUCCACCCAUCAAUUUAGAUCCAAGCACUGAAAAGUUUUAUAAAGAUAUUAAAAAAGUAUGGGAACCACGCGCCGAUUAUUUAUUGAAUAAAACCGUUAUUACAGUUGGUUCUGGCUUUAACGAUCGAUUAAUUAAUACCCAUUUAACUCAAUUCGAGUCCUCGUCUAUUCAUGCAAUUACCACAGGUAUUCCAAAAGCCUGGGUAGAUACUGCACAUGUAGUAAUUGUAUGGUGUAAGCAAGUUAUAAUGGCUAUUCUCAGAUCUCUAUUUGAUCUAAUUGAUCCAGACACUCGACAAUUAAUUGCUGAUGACAGCAUUAGAAAAGAAGUAUUUCAUCAUUAUUUAGUUCAUAAUAGCGGUAUUAAUUUGAAAUACAAGGGGGUGUAUGCUAAUGUAAUGCCAAGUUCGAAAAUAGGAGAUUGGAUUGAAAUAAAUGGCGAACAAACAUCGUUUGACUCAACCAAUGUAUCAUUAAGACAUGUACGAUGGAUUAUGAUACCAGUAUCACGAGAUUAUUUAAAUAAGAACAUUAUUAUUCAAGCACGAAAUUUAGCUGAAACUAAUUGGAUUUUUUAUUGUAGUGCUAUUUCAGUAACAUUUUCAAAACAGAUUUGUGAAAAAAUGUAUCAUUUAUCUCAACAUUCGGAAAUUGUACCAUCAGUUCUUGAAAAACGUCGAGAAAUAAAUGUUGACUUCAAGCACAUUUUUAAUAAAUUCCCCGAGGUUACACAUUUAAUUGUAAAAAUUCCAGCUGAUUCGAAAGAUGUAAAAAUAGACGUUGAUAUUUUUGAUCCAGUAUCAAGAAAUUUGGAUGUUUUUGUUCCUGGAUGGUAUUCAAUUUAUAAUAACCUUAUUUUCAAAAGUGUACCUCAAGGGGGUAUCAAAUAUAAAAUAAAUUUACAUAACUUUGAUCACGUUUACAAUGCGGCAUCGUUAGUAGUGAAAUCUGAAUGUAAUACAAGUAAUUAUCAAAUUGUAGCUACAUUUAAAGCUCCAUGGUCUAAACAAAGCACUUCAGGAUUUUUUAAUGUUCAAAAUAAGAAACCUAUUCCACUCAGUGUUUUUUCAUCUAAACCACCAGAAUUUAAGUAUGAAUAUGCAUAUUUGGAAAUAAAUUUGGAUUCGUCUUGUAUUUCCGAAAUACGGAUAAAAAGUAACAUAAUUGAAUCGUUAGGUCAAAUAACACGUCACUAUUCAAUAAUGUUAAUAGCAAAUAUCGGUGCUGUGCUAAUAUUAAUUUUACGUUAUCAAUUGCUUCAAGACAAUUGCACAUCAAUAAUUAAUACAACAAUAAUUCAAGCAACAAAACCAUUUUACUUUUUAAUAACUGUACAAUUAAUCACAGAAUUAUUAAAUUCAAAUCUGUUUGCACAUUUUAUACAAACUGAUGUAACGAUAUUGACAAAAGAAAAUAUGAAUUUUACUUUGUUACCAAUCGUAUUAUAUUUGGGUGGUAUUGGUUGUGUCUUUAUGUUAUCAUUCGGUUUAUGGAUUGGAAUUAUGCUUGGCGGUUCGACUGUACAAAAAUUGACAUUAAAAGUAUUAUGUAAACGAAUGUUUGGGUUUGUUCGAUUAUCCGAAUGGAUGUUAGAUUGUAUGCAAAAUUUUACUUUUGGAAUUAUAUGUGCUUUAAUUUGUUUAGCUAAAAGUUUAAUAAAAACAUCUGUGAUAUCGAUGAUUAAAAAAUUUAAAAACAAAUUAUUUUCUAAAAAUCAGUCGGUAAAUGAUGCAAAUAAAACCGACCCUAGUAAAAAUUCGACAGAAAUGAAAGCAAUCAAUAAUUCUAAAACAUGCAAAAAAAUAGAAAAUUAUGAAAAUAAAAAUAUUGCAGCUUUAUCACAAGUGGAAGAUUUUACACUUGUUUCGAAACCUGCUAACGGUUAUGGAAUUGGUACUGAAAUUACAGACCAAACGAAUAUUUUAAAAGAUGACAGCAAAACGGACAUAGAAAUUUUGGAAUUAAAAGACGACGAUAAUGAAACUGAGAGUGUAAAUAAUGUAAUUAUUACUAGCGACAAUUCUUUAAUUCAAGAAGAAGUUGAAAAUACUGCAGCUAUUUGUAAACAAGAUAAUUCAAUAGAAGUUGAUGAAGAAGAAUCCAUUAAAAAUAUUCAAGAACAAAGUCAAGAACUUGAGAGAGUAAAUAAAGAUUGUGAUAGAAAUGAGAGUAUAUUUACUCCGUUACAUGGCUUAUACUUUCAUUUGAUAGUAUUUAUGAUUUUUUGUGAGAUAUCAGCAAUAAGUAUACCAUCUGUACUUACUUGGGCGAGGAAUUUCAAACACAGUAAAGUGCUGGUUGAUGAUCCAUCAUAUAUUCCAACAAUUAUUGUAUUUAUCAGUGCAUUUUAUCUCUGGGAUAUUGAUAUUCCGAAAACUAAUUUAAAAUACAAGAACUUUUUUGGAAAUAUUUUAUACAUGAUAGCUGUAUUUACUGUUAUCUAUUCUACGUUAACCGUAUAUCGUUUAUCAUAUUUCCUAUCGAUUACUUUACUGUUAGUGGCAUUAUAUCAACGUUUUGCACCUAUUGACGAGGAAAUCGGUGAUUUUAUUAUUGUUGAUAAUUCUGAUGAAAAUAAUGAACUUAUGGAAAAAAUUAAGACUGAAGAGAACGAACAAAGUAUGAUGAAAAGCAAAUUGGAUUAAAAGCAUUGAACAAAGAUAUAUCGAUCAAAUAAUUUUUGAAGAUAUCCAAAUAUAAUACAAUUUUAGAAAAUCAACGCCCAACAAAUAAUACUCAUU
Molecule: messenger RNA, 3299 nt
Organism: Chrysoperla carnea
Lineage: Eukaryota; Metazoa; Arthropoda; Insecta; Neuroptera; Chrysopidae
Product: GPI inositol-deacylase
Exons: 13
Coding region: 63-3203 (1046 amino acids)
Biological process (GO): endoplasmic reticulum to Golgi vesicle-mediated transport; GPI anchor metabolic process
Cellular component (GO): endoplasmic reticulum
Molecular function (GO): phosphatidylinositol deacylase activity
Source: RefSeq, a predicted model, not a curated record